AUCGUUCUUGCAAACUCAUCACUUGCCUUUAUUGCUCAUAAAGCUUGGGCGGAGAUAUCUGAAAUAGCCGACGUGACCCAACCAGAUAGUCAGCCCGUUGUAAAGACUUUCUCCGAGAGACUCUUGACCAAGCAGCCCCAACCGCUUGCACAACUCGAUGAAUCCACGUCUCAACACUCCAAAUACUGUGGACAAUUCGACUGCUCGCAUGACUGGCUUAUCUCCAGUUCUCUCUGCAACGUCCCUGUCUUUAUGCAAUAUUUGCACGAAAAUAGGUAG
This is a messenger RNA of Clonostachys solani, 279 nucleotides long. The record is from the annotation of a GenBank genome assembly. NCBI's taxonomy places the organism in Eukaryota, Fungi, Ascomycota, Sordariomycetes, Hypocreales, Bionectriaceae.